AUGGAAUCUAAUAGAACGCGCAAAGGGCCGCUGCCUGGAGGUCGCCAGGGCGCGUCUGGAGCUGGCGCUGGACGCGACAGCAUGCGAACCGCCAGCCGAGCGCGAGGUGCUGCACGACCACCCAGCAGCUCCUCGCAUCCAUCAUCCCCACCAGCUGGCUUGGUGUCGGCUGGGUCUUCGCGGGCUCAGCAAUCGGCACCCGCCACUGGUGGAGUACGCCGCAUGCGUUGGACAACCCAGAUGAACAGCAACGCAUUGCGGGCGUAUUUUAGGGCGAAAGCGGGAGAAACUGGAGGUUUUGCGUAUCGGGCAAGGAUGCAUCGACUUUUUGCUGAGCUGGAGCCAUCUGUAACCGUCACCGAGCAAAACCUGGCAGACCGAGUUCGGUAUAUCUUGCGCUCAAAUACAUUUGAUGUCACCGAACUCGAACGGCUACGACGUGAGGCUGUUCCUUCAUCGGGUGAAAAUGCUGCGGCUGAGGAUGCGGCGCCACAACUUGCCGAGCAAACGGCAAAUGUGGAUGCCGCCGUGAAUACGCCAGUUGUGGUUGAUUCAAACGACGAUGGAACAGUCGCCCAGGAACUGGAACUAGAGCAAAUGAGGAGUACAUUGGAAGAGGCGAUUGUGGAAGCGCGCAGUACGACUCUCGAAAAUCGACCGCGACUUCCCCGCUUAGCCCUAAGCAAGCGGAAUCGGGCUGUCGUGAGGGCUCUGAACCCAAUGCUGGUUACCUAUUUGGAAGCCAGCCGGGACCUUUGCGAGACGGACUCAAUUAUUUUUGGCGCCGCACUGGCAGUCUGCCGUAUUAUAGGUGCCAAACUUUCCACGGCUGGACGCGCUACUGGACAAAGUAGUGCUAUCCCAGCCUGGAGAAUAAGAAUUGAAGAACGUAUCGCAAAGGCUAGGGCCCUCAUCGGCAGACUGAUAUGCUUCAGGUCAGGCAAUACCAGGCCAAGGAUUGUGCGCACCGUCAGGAUGGCGUUUGCUGGGACAAAUGUUAGUUUGUCCCAGCCGGAUAUAAUGCAAAAACUGACGGAGCGCAUAGACGACCUGAAGCAAAGAAUAGCUGCUUGGGGAAAGCGGAUUCGGCGAUAUACCGAGAGGUCGACACGGUUCAACCAGAAUCGUCUCUUCCAGAGUGAUCAGAAGAGGCUCUAUAAAUCAUUGGAGCGACCAAUAGUAAGUGGAACGGGCCCUGCACCAAAUUAG
Molecule: messenger RNA, 1209 nt
Organism: Parnassius apollo (apollo)
Lineage: Eukaryota; Metazoa; Arthropoda; Insecta; Lepidoptera; Papilionidae
Source: the annotation of a GenBank genome assembly